AUGGCCCCCCAAUUCACAGAAGCCGAAUAUAACCACCUCGCUCGAGGACCGGGUUCGGCUCGCCCAAGGGGCCAUCUCGCAGGCCAUCUCAGAGCUGGACAGCACAACCUCGAUGUUUCCCGAUCCCGGUUCGUGUUUCCGCGCGUGCCAGCGCUUUCAUUGUCGGAGGGGCUCAUUAGCAGUUUAGUGGACACCUAUGGUUUUUCUGGCGCUCUUUACUCCCUGCUCGCCGAGUUUGACCAGCUCACAAACCGGUCGCAAUACGCUGUCGAUCUUGUGGGGUACUUUGGCGCGGCGAGCGUGGUGACGGCGGUAAACUACUCGGGCCUUUAUGUGCUCAAUAAUGGCCUGAACUUUGGACACGGUGCUGUCGUCGCAUAUAAGACAUAUAACAACUCGCUGUUCCUCCAAUUCGCUGUCGACGCGUGGUCGGCGGUGGUGCCCUACACACUCACGCAGGCGGAGCUCGAUGCAGGCAAGACAUCGAACAAGAAUUUCACGUUGAGCUCUGACUGUCAAGCGGUUAGCAUGGCGGGCGGAACAUUCUGGAGCACGGACCCUGCCGAUCCUCAGCUUGUUGUUCUCGCAACAGGUAGUUUCUUCGUCCUUUCUGCUUUGUUAGCAGAAGCGACCGCAGACCCGAAGUAUCUGUCUGCGGCAGUCCAGGCUGUGUCCUUCAUCCGUUCCCACCUGUGCAACAACGGGGACGUCGUGCUCGACGGGCUGUCGGUGAACACGAAUGACAAGUGUGCAUUGAACACUGCGGGCCGCCUGCCUUAUAAUUCUGGUCUCGUAAUCGAAGGACUGGCCGUGCUGUACUCGAUUUCACGCAACACUACUUAUCGCGACAUGCUUGAUGACCUUAUCACUGCCUCGCUGACAACGACUGUCUGGCAAAAUGACACGGGAAUCAUCCAGUGGGGACCUACCAAAAACGGCGACGGAUCGAUUCCUCGUGGGCUGGUGGCUGCGCACCUGCGUAACGCAAUGAGCCCGUCCUUGACGCCGUCAAUUCUCGCAUACCUCGCUGUUCAGUACAACGCUGUCGCCGACCUCGCGAAACAGAUCGGCGGCCAUAUCUACAGUGCCUCGUGGAUUGGGCCUCCAGGUACCACGUUCGACGCGGGUUCCCAGAUCAACGCGAUCCAGGCGUUGAUCAGCUCGCUCGCUCUCGACAACACUGUUUCGAGCUCGACCUCGUUCUCGUUCUCGCUCGCACCCGCACCAACGGUAACGAGCUCUGUCUCCCCCCGGGCCCGUCCAUCCUCGGAGAAAGCAAAGCAGUCUGUCGGCGGCAUUGUCGGCAUCGUUCUCGGCGCGCUCGUUGUUCUAACCUCGAUGUGCGCGCUGCUAUUGUGCUGGAGUCGGAAAAGGAGAGAUAAGAGGCUGAUGACGCCUUUUGUUGAGGCGCCGAGUUCCGCUCUUCAAGUUGAUAUGAGAGAUCAUGAUAGGCACCGCCCUGCCCCCCACAACUCCAAGCAACGGGGUGGUAUGGCACAAGACAGCAAUUUGCCCGUGAAGAGGGCCUCCAGCAGCAAGGUUUGGACAGGUCCGCCACCGACCCUGGCACAGGUCAACGGCGCGGGACGACAAGCAGCACCAUCGUUCACCCCCGAUCAAGGUGUGUUGGGCGUUGCCUCGGAGGAGCGGACGAGAGAGGAAUUGACGGGGAUACUGAGCAGUAGGAUGAGUGGCGGCAGCGCUGGGGGGUUUCGAGGAGACCUUACCAGAAUAUCGUACCGUGUAUGGAGGAUGAAUCGAUGUUAUUGCUUUGUAGGCGGCGCGACCUGGACCAUCUGCGGGAAUGAUUCUGCUGUUGAGUGA
This is a messenger RNA of Mycena indigotica, 1824 nucleotides long. RefSeq names its product Glycoside hydrolase family 76 protein. The transcript has 10 exons. The record is from RefSeq and is a predicted model, not a curated record. NCBI's taxonomy places the organism in Eukaryota, Fungi, Basidiomycota, Agaricomycetes, Agaricales, Mycenaceae. The coding region runs from base 1 to 1824 and encodes 607 amino acids. Gene Ontology annotation, biological process: carbohydrate metabolic process.